This is a messenger RNA of Eucalyptus grandis, 3575 nucleotides long. Its product is annotated as pentatricopeptide repeat-containing protein At4g19890. NCBI's taxonomy places the organism in Eukaryota, Viridiplantae, Streptophyta, Magnoliopsida, Myrtales, Myrtaceae. The record is from RefSeq and is a predicted model, not a curated record. Gene Ontology annotation, molecular function: protein binding.
CUGCAACUCAAGACCGCCAUCGUCAAGUCCUCUGUCAUCUGUCGUCAAAUCUUUUUCAUGGUUUCCCUUCGCUUUCUCCAACCCCGGCGACUCUCGCAGACACUCUCGGCGACUUCAAACGCCUGCUCUCUCUUUCACCCGCAAUUCACUCUCCGAGCACUCUGUCACUCCGCCGGCGACUGCCCUUCGCCGCAACCCGGCUCUUCACCGUCCUGCCAGCCUCAUUCCGUCGUCGCAUCGAUCUGCUCGAUGGUGCGCGAUGCUUACUACAAGCGUGCCCACGUGAGAGCAUCGCCUCCGCGCCUCUGUUUGAACGUAAACUGUGAGACUUUGACUCAUGAACAGGCCAUUACCGUCGUCGCCUCCCUGGCCAAUGAGGCUGGUUCGAUGGUGGCGCUGAGUUUCUUCCACUGGGCUAUUGGGUCCGAUAAUUUUCGGCACUUUAUGCGGCUUUAUAUAGUUUGUGCCGCGUCGUUGAUCGGGAAUGGUAACUCGGAGAGGGCCAAUGAGGUGAUGCAGUGUCUGGUCAAAAGCUUUGCUGAGAUUGGGAGGUUGAAGGAGGCUAUUGAUAUGGCGCUUGAAAUGCAGAAUCAGGCUCUGGUGCCCACUACCCGGUUGAUGAAUUUCGUCACGGAGGUCGCCUUAGGGGGUUUUCUUGACUAUGCACAGAACGUGUUUGAUUAUUUGUCUGAGAGAGGGGUUUGUCCUGAUCCUAAUAGUUACAAGCUGAUGGUCGUUGCUUACUGUCGAAUGGGGAGUAUUCUGGAGGCAGACGCUUGGUUGAGAAAACUGAUUGAUAGAGAUUUCGUUAUUGAUAAUGCUACUCUUACCUUGAUCACCAACUCGUUUUGUGAGAGGGGGUUUGUGACUCGAGCUAUCUAGUAUUUUCGGAAGAUGGCUGAUAUGGGUUUGGCACCGAAUGUGUUAAAUUAUACAUCACUGAUCAAUGGGUUAUGCAAGAAAGGUAGCAUCAAGCAAGGAUUUGAGCUUCUGGAGGAAAUGGUUAGAAAAGGUUGGAAGCCAAAUGUGUAUACUCAUACGGCAUUAAUUGAUGGUCUCUGCAAGAAGGGUUGGAGUGAUAAGGCAUUUAGACUCUUCCUUAAGCUAGUCCGGAGUGAAAAUUACAAACCAAAUGUGCUUACAUACACUGCCAUGAUUAGUGGCUAUUGCAGAAAAAACAAAUUGAACCGUGCAGAGAUGUUAUCUGGCAGAAUGCAAGAACAAGGAUUGAUUCCUAACAUCAACACAUACACGACUCUCAUCAAUGGCCAUUGUAAAGGUGGGAAUUUUGGAAGAGCAUAUGAGUUGAUGGGCAUAAUGACAGAUGCGGGCUUCAGUCCUAACAUCUGUACGUACAAUGCGCUUAUUGAUGGUCUUUGUAAGAGGGGUAGGUUUGAAGAGGCUUGUAAAAUGCUGAAAAAUUGUUUCUGAAGUGGACUGGAAGCUGAUCUGUUCACAUAUAGUAUACUCAUAAACGAGCAGUGCAAGAGGGCCAGCAUUGAGGAAGCCCUAGCACUUCUGAGCAGGAUGAUUAAACUUGCUGUGCAACCUGAUAUACAUACAUACACCAUAAUGAUUUCUGCCUUAUGUAAGCAAAAGAGAAUGAAGGAAAGCGAAAAGAUUUUUGAAGAAGCAAUCAGGCUUGGGUUAGUUCCUACCAAAACCUACACAUCCAUGAUUGGUGGAUUCUGUCGGGAUGGGAAUGCCAACUUAGCAAUAAAAUUUUUCCACAGGAUGAGUGACCAUGGAUGUCUUCCUGACAGUAUCACUUACUGUGCUUUGAUCAGCGGACUUUGCAAAGAGUCCAGGUUGAAGGAGGCUCGUCGACUAUACGACUCAAUGCUAGACAAGGGACUUACCCCAUGUGAGGUUACUCGACUGACGUUGGCCUAUGAAUACUGCAAAAAAGAUGAAUCUGCUAAUGCAUUGCUAAUUUUGGAGAGAUUAGAAAAUAAACUCUGGAUCCGAACUGUGAAAACAUUAGUGAGGAAGCUUUGCAGUGAGAAAAAAGUGGGAAUGGCGGCACUGUUCUUCCAUAAAUUAACUGACAAGGAAACCAGAGUGGAUCGUGUAACAUUAGCUGCAUUUAUGACUGCUUGUUACGAAAGCAACAAAUAUGCUCUUCUUUCAGAUCUGACCAAAAGGAUUUGUGAAGGAAAUGCUGCCACUCCCAACUUAGUUGAUGGAUCAACAUAAUUGCUAAAGUAGAUCGACAGAAAGUGCAGAGAUGGCCUAGUGAGAAUUUUGAGAUUUUUGUACAUUCUAUUAUUUGAUGUUGUAUAGAUUUGGUAAUGACUUCGAAUAUGAUCUAAGUCUGAUUUUAUUGAAAAUAAUUCAAAGAAAAUUUGAAAAUUAGACCUCUGGGAAGCUGGAUUUUCUUAUAUGCCUAUUAUUUCAGUAACAGAUCAGACCUCCGUGUUUAGGUCAGAAAAGAGGCAGUGUGACUAUUCUAAUCCAGUGAUUACUGAUCAAUCUUUUUCGAUAUAGAAAUUGUUUCAUGAUAUGAUAGCACUUUGGAUAAGUUUCUUUGAGUUUGCCUUUCACUUGAUGUGCUGUUUAAAUUUAAGCAUGAAAUGGCACUUAGCAUUACUUUCUUCCAGUUCACCUUUCACCAUUAGAACGGCAUGUUCAUCAAUUGACAGUGUCUCAGGAUCUAGUUCUUUUCUUGCAGUACGUUCAGCAUCUUUCAAAUUGAUUUCUCAAGAUUUAGAUUCUCCUUUCCCUGCUGAAUCUGGAAGAUAUUAUCUUUACGUGUCAUUUGCUUGUCCAUGGGCAUGCAUGUGUCUCGCACACAUGAAGAGUAGAGGACUUGACAAUAUCCCUGGUCAUACUGGUGCUUGCAUAGUCAGUCUCUGAGUUCGCUCAUGCUAUUUUUAUUUGAUCAGUUUUGAGUUAAAUUAUCUUAGAUACACACGUAUCGGAUGGAUUCUCCCACAACUCCAAAGAACCUGAAGCAGAGCUUGAUUCUAUUUAUGGAGCAAAAAGUAUCAGAGAACUGUAUGAGCUUGCAAGUACAAACUACUGUGGAAAAUAAUCCUAUUAUGGCAGGUUUUAAUGGAUUGAAAAAGCUGCAAUUGUUUGAAAAUGAGAACUCCAAGACUUCUGCAUGCUUAAUUCUAAGCUCCUUAAUUUGGCUGAUAAUGGAGACUUUGAUCUUUAUCCUCCUCACUGCAAGCCCAAAGCGAAGGAGCUAACUAAUGGAUAGACAACGGUAUAAACAUUGGUGCUUACAAGUGUGGGGUUGCGAAGCAGCAGGUGCCUUAUGAAGCGGUGGUCCCGUUGAAGCGGGUAAGGACAAAAAGAUGGUGACGCGCGUAUUAGAUGGGUUCUCCGUGCUUUCCAACUCUGAAGAAGCUGAGCAGGGGCUGAUCCUCUUGAUGGAGCAAGACCGGUCAGAGAACUGUAUGAGCUUGCAAAUACAAACUAUUGUGAAAGAUACUGGGUGCCUGUAAGUAACGUUUAUUGCAAUGUUUAUUUCUGCUUGUACUUCAUGUGUUUUAAGCUUUCAAAUUGCUAAAGCUACGUAUGUACUGGGCAUUUUAUUAGAUUAUAUGAAGCUGAAAUUUGUUGACAAA